AUGCCACUCCCCUCUCCAUUUCCUCUCACUUUCCUUUUCAAGGUGCUCGGGCUCCAACCUUGGAACGUAAGGAAAGCAACACGCCAUGGAAGGUAUGCAAAGCACGACGCCCCAUUUGGCCUUUGGACUGCCGUGGUCGAGUUCCUGGAGCAUCUAAACUUGAAUGCAGCCAGCCUUGCCAGUGCGUCUUCUCGUCUCGGAGGCAGAGUUGGAGAAUUCGCCGGUACGUCGGCAGGCUCGACCAAUAAGGUCAUGAGCGAGGUCAUGGACUCGUCUUGGUCUGCUUUCAGAGUUUUCAUGGGCAACAACAACGUCGCUCCCAACGGCAAAGUAGAUGAAAACCCCCUGGAGACUUCUGCGGAAGCCUUUGGACAAACUUUCCGGGUCGAUGUUACGAUUUACGCUUUGGGUCUAGAAGCCAUUUGUUCUCUUUUCGUGGGCCGCUUCCGUGGGCUUCGUGGGCUUCGUGGGCUUCAUGGGCUUCGUGGGCUUCAUGGGCUUCAAGGGCUUCAUGGGCUUCGUGGGCUGAGUGGGCUGAGUGGGUUGGGUUGA
Cryptococcus amylolentus CBS 6039 is the source of this 552-nucleotide messenger RNA. RefSeq lists its product as hypothetical. The transcript has 2 exons. Bases 1 to 552 code for a protein of 183 amino acids. The record is from RefSeq and is a predicted model, not a curated record. Lineage: Eukaryota; Fungi; Basidiomycota; Tremellomycetes; Tremellales; Cryptococcaceae.